AUAAAUGUCAAGAAUUCUGACAUUUGUGUGAAUAUUCUUAUAAAUUUCUAAUAUUUUCAAUAUCAUUGGAUAUUGGAAAUUUAUAUUUUAAUUUAAUCCGGAUUAAAUUCUGUUUUUUGUGUAUUAACUUGAUAUUUAAAUUUUAAUUCAAUAACAUGGCAGCAGCCGCUGAUGAGUUAAUGCUUUUGGAAAGAGUAUUUCUCCGCUUAGGUUCAGCAGAAACAGAUGACCAAUUACAGAAUAUUCUGUGUAAAUUCUUACCCCCUGUGCUACUUAAAUUGUCAUCUCAGCAAGAGGGAGUCCGAAAAAAGGUAAUGGAAUUGUUGAUACAUGUUAAUAGGAGACUUAAAUCUAGGCCUCAAGUCCAGUUACCAGUAGAGGCUCUACUAACUCAAUAUCAAGAUCCUUCAGCAACUUCAUUUGUUACUAAUUUCACUAUCAUAUACCUAAAAACUGGAUUUCCUCGUUUAACAUUAGAGAAACAAAUCGAGUUGGUCCCAAUUGUGAUAAAUGCUCUGGAUAACAAACCUCAGUCACAUAUUGAUGGAUUGCUCUUGUUAAUUGUUCCUCUUUUGGGCAAAGUUAAAAUCCCUACUGAGCCAGAGAAGAAACUAAAUUUCUUUGGCUUGAAUGAAAAGCUUCAUAUUAGGAUGCAACUGCUAGAGAUUCUGUUGGAUAUGAUUCUGUUGCCAUACAGUGCUUUGUCACCUCAAGCAGUGGAUAAUGAAAAUCAGUCCAACAAUGUGACACUGCCAGUACCUCCUUGCAUGAGCGAAACAUCAUAUAAAAGAGUUACUAGUACUACUAUGAAACCAGAGGCUCUUGAAGAGAUUAAGUUGGGUAUUGUCAAGUUUUUGGGACAGGGGAUUUUUAACAACGAAGAAAUUUUAGCUCAUUUGGUGGUUGCUGCUUCAGAUACUAGAUUUAGUGUUGCUAAUUUAUCUGAUACAGAGCUAAAGCGCGUGAUUGGGUCAGUCGAUUGGUCUCUGCCGCAGACAUCUCUACCUUUAUAUGAUUUGUUCUCCGGAACCAUAUUAAAGAGUGUGAAGCCUGAGUUAAAGAAAACCUCAGCUAAUACAAGAAUUCGUCUCAAGUUAUUAACAGCGUUGUGCAGAGUUACAGAUAAUGGCUUCAUUUUCCCUAGAUGUAUCCAUAUUAUUUUGGAUUCCUUCUUUGGAGCUAACACCAACACUAGACUGAAAACAUUGGCUCUUAAUUUUGCAGGGAAUAUAAUUCGUUAUGCUUCUGAAGAAUCUCUAAAGCCAGUAGACAUUACACUCCUAAAAGUGUUAGGACGAUUGAUAUCCGAAGGCGAGGAAGUUCUUCAUGGCCAAACUUACGUCACUAUAGGAAUGCUUGCGCACAGGAUACCAAAAUCCGUCUACCACAGUGAUGAACUGCUGGAAACUUUCUUCUCCAACAUGGAAAACGCCAAUCAAGAAUUAAAGUUGCAGAUACGAGAAGGGCUUUUGAAUUUGAUAUUGGCUUAUAAGUACGACAUUUUUCCAGAGGAGUGCAACAAAGAUGACAGAUUAAACCGUUUGUUUCUACUAAUAAAAUCAAAAAUAGUAUCCGAAGAACCGAUGGUAAGAUUCGCCGCUGCUAGAACUUUGGCAACAAUUUUUCCUCCUGACCACGUACCAUCAAAAUAUUUGUUGUUGACGGCUACUGGAGAUAACAAAGACGAAGUUUCUACAGAAGCAUUUAAAGCACUGUACGGAACUAACAGAAAGAAUGAUGUUGAUCUGUCAAGAGAAAAAAUAAAGAACAAAGUAAUAAUGCCAUCUUUCGAAGAAAUAACUAAGUACAUACAUGGCGAAGCAGAAAGUACUAUGAAAGCUAAAAAGCAAUGUUUUUCGGUGGGAAGCCAUUUGUUGCCAUUUAGUGUCACAACAUAUACGGAGAUUUUGGUUUAUUUAAGAUUAUGUCUCAUCAAAGAUUUAGACGUUCCGUUAACAAGAGACGUCCUUAAACAUCCUUGCGAACAUACUCCAAUGAUUGCUUCGUUUCUUCAAGAGAAAAGUGUGGACCUUAACGACGAAAGUUCUGUUAUACAAUACGUUAAUUUAGUUAGAAAUCUGAUGGUGGCCAAUCCAGCACCGGAACCUUUGUGCUGUAUGGUAGAAUUGGUGGGUUGUGUCCCAAAUUUACAUCAGUACGUACUAAACAAUUUCCAAUGGGUAAAGGACCAAUUGUCGGCAAUCAAAGAAGAAAUUCGAGAGAUCAGCUCUUUACUGUACUCCAUAAUUUUGACUUGUUCUGCUAGCGAUGCUGAUUUAGCUACAGAAGUGAAGGAUUUGAUAUCUCAAGCGAAUACAAAAACUCUGGAAAAACAACAUGGUGCGUUGCUAGCAGUUGGUAGAUGUCUUGAACUGAAGUUAUCAGUGAAUAGGAAACAGAAUUCUGAUCUUGUGAAAUUAUGCAUCGAAUCUUUAGUUCCAUUUUUGAAGCAUCAGAACGCUCUUCUAGUAAGCGCAGCAUGUACCAGCAUUGGUUUGAUAGGUCGGGUGUGUGAUUUGCCUCUGGAAGAUGGCAAACCAAAAGAAAAUGGAAGCCCCGACGCCAAAAAGAUGGCGAUUGACGCUGUUACAAAGAUGGAUAUCGUAAACGAAUUGCUGGACGUGAUGAAUAACACAAAGUUAUCUCCAAAAGUUAGAGAAAAGGCUGCCAGAAGUCUAGGGUUGUUGUGCGUUGGAGGAAAGUUCCCUCAUUCUAGAGAAGUGCUACAGGGAUUGCUGAAUACCGCCAAAGAAACCAAAGAUAUUGAAGUUCAUUUCACCAUAGGAGAAUCUCUGGUGAUGUGCUGUCAAGGUAUAUGGUCACCAGAAGCUAGAAACCCAUGGACGACCCUACCCAAAGAUUAUGUACCUCUGGUGAGCGAACCUCAGGCGGACGACAGUUUGGAAUGGUUACUAGGGGAACUUUUAAGUCUAGCCCAACAAUCCCACCCUAAUUCCAAACAGGCAUCAGCUAUUUGGUUACUGGCUGUGAUCAAAUGUUGCGGAGAAAGGGAACCUAUCACGAAGAGGCUAAAGCAGUUGCAGAACAUCUUUAUGGGCUUUUUGAGUGAAAAUAAUGAUAUAAUCCAAGAUGUCGCUUCAAAAGGAUUGUGUGUAGUUUACGACACUUACAAAUCGGAGGAACUGCUACAAGCUUUGGUGAAGCAGUUGACAUCUGGCAGUCGACAGGUUGCAGCUGUGACUUCAGAUACAAAAUUAUUUGAAGAAGGCCAAUUGGGUCAGUCACCUACGGGAGGCAACUUAACCACCUACAAAGAACUUUGCUCGUUAGCAUCCGACUUAAACAAACCCGAUUUGAUUUACCAGUUCAUGCAUUUAGCAAACCACAACGCCAUCUGGAAUUCCAAGAAAGGAGCUGCCUUCGGUUUCUCAACCAUUGCUGAAAAAUGCGGCGAAGAUCUGAAAGCUUUCUUGCCGACUAUAAUCCCAAAAUUGUACAGGUAUCAGUACGAUCCUACGCCCAAUAUCCAAGCAUCUAUGCACAACAUUUGGAGAGUUUUGGUGCCAGAACCAGGAAAAAUAAUAGAUGAAUACUACCAUGAAAUAUUGGUGGAUCUGCUAGCAAAUAUCAACUCUCAUCAAUACAGAGUGCGACAAUCUUGUUGUUUGGCACUACAGGAUUUCUUGAAGGGAUCAUCCAAUCGAUCCAUACAUGAUGCUGUAGAUUACAUGGACGAUUUAUGGUCUAAAUUGUUCAGAGUCAUGGAUGACCAUCACGAACAAACGAGAAUAACUGCGAAUAGGACUGCUAGAAUUUUGAGUAAGCUUUGUAUACGUGGCUGUGAUAUUAGUCAAGGAAAGGCUGGUGUAAAGAUGGUAGAGGCUAUUUUACCUGUUUUGCUCAAUAACGGAAUAACUAAUAGUGUUGCUGAGAUUCGUCUUGUGAGUUUGCAGACCGUGUCCGAACUUGUCAAGUCUGCUGGGAAACAACUUAAACAGUUCUUACCCAAACUAAUUCCCGCACUUCUUCAAGCUACCGGAGAAUUGGAGUCCAGCAAGUUGUCGUAUUUGAGUACCCGUUUGGGUGCCCAGUCUGAAGCGCAAGAGGCAGUGGAUGAGGCUAGGGCUUCUAUCGCUAAAUCACAUUUUACAACGGAAACGGUUUCAAAGAGCUUACAAUUUGCCGAUGCCUCUAUUUUAGAAGAGUUGAUACCGAAAAUAGUGGACUUGGUCAAAAGCUCUGUGGGUUUAGGUACUAGAAUCGCCUGUGCCCAUUUUAUAACACUACUAGUGGUGCAAAUGGGACAGGAUGUUCAACCUUAUACAGGAAAGCUGUUAGCUGUGCUGGUCAACGGUUUGACAGAUCGAAAUUCGGCAAUCAGAAAACACAAUGCAACAGCUAUAGGGCAUUUGGUCUCUACAGCCAAGGAUUCUAGUUUGGAGAAACUAUUUGCUAAGUUACAGAAUUGGUAUUUUGAAAGAGAAGACGAUUCUAUAAGAUCUGCCUGCGCUCUAACCAUACAAUCAAUAGGAAUACACAACCAGGAGAUUCUCAAAACGUACGCCGAAGUGAUACUGCCGUUAGUGUUCUUUGCCAUGCAUGCGGAAAAAACACCGGAAACAGAAAAAACCUUAGAAAUUUGGAAUGAGAUAUGGUCAGAACAAAGUCCAGGAACUGAGACUGGCAUCAGACAAAAUUUGAAAAAUAUCUGCGAUAUACUUAAGACUGCACUUGAAUCUCCUUCGUGGACCAUGAAAGCACAGGCUGCCAACGCUGUGUCUACAGUUGCCAACAAACUAGGAAGUUCGAUGGAUGCCAAACAUAGAAACUCUUUAAUAGAGAUCCUACUGGCUGGUUUAUCUGGGAGAACUUGGAAUGGAAAGGACAAACUUUUAAAAGCGUUGGCUAGUAUCUGUAGCAGUUGCCAAGACGCAAUCAAGGCUGACACUGACAUCAACACAUCGAACAUAGUAGAAGCAGUUCUGAAGGAAAGCAAAAAGGAAGAAAUAACCUACAAAAUCGUAGCCUUACAAUCACUGGGGGAAAUAAUAUCGUCUCUACAAAUUGAUAAAUUUGAAGAUGUGUACACCAUCAUACAAACAAUUUUGACAGAUCAGAAUAGUAAAGAUGAAAGUGACGAUGUAUCUAGCGAAGAAACGAAUAAAAAUAGAGCAAAUAAAAUCAAGUUGAAGGAAACCGCGUAUGAUACGUUAGGUAAAGCUUGGCCCUCGAAUAGUAAAUUUACUCAAGAGAAGUAUAGAGAGCUUAUAGCGCAACACACUGUACAAUGUCUGCCAACAAACACAAGAUCCGUUCAAGUUAGUAUUGUAGGCGCACUCUAUGCAUAUGUGGAUAAACUAUUGCUCUUAUCCGAAGAUAACUUGACUGAUGCAGAAAAGGGAAGCUUAGACACGAUCAUUAAAGAUGUGUUAAAAUCUGUUCAGUGUGCUUUAAGCGUUGGAAAACACACUAGGCUAAGAAAAGAAGCUUUAAAUGUUGUUUUCUGUUUAGGCACCAAAUUGAAAGAGAAAAAUAGGCAGCAGGAAUUUGACAAUUUAAGUAAAGUGUUUAUGGAACUUUUGCCUGAAAUUGCCAAUGAUAAUACGCCUGAGGUUAAGUCGCGAGUCACCGAUAUUAAAAAAAUGUUUAGUUAAUUUUAUUAAUUUAUUAUUUAAGUAUUACUUAAUAAACGGUUAAUGUAAA
Molecule: messenger RNA, 5664 nt
Organism: Diabrotica virgifera virgifera (western corn rootworm)
Lineage: Eukaryota; Metazoa; Arthropoda; Insecta; Coleoptera; Chrysomelidae
Product: proteasome adapter and scaffold protein ECM29
Exons: 24
Coding region: 156-5615 (1819 amino acids)
Biological process (GO): proteasome assembly
Cellular component (GO): nucleus; cytoplasm
Molecular function (GO): molecular adaptor activity
Source: RefSeq, a predicted model, not a curated record